Molecule: messenger RNA, 2882 nt
Organism: Lucilia cuprina (Australian sheep blowfly)
Lineage: Eukaryota; Metazoa; Arthropoda; Insecta; Diptera; Calliphoridae
Gene: TMEM216
Exons: 3
Coding region: 1755-2165 (136 amino acids)
Biological process (GO): non-motile cilium assembly
Cellular component (GO): ciliary transition zone
Source: RefSeq, a predicted model, not a curated record
AAAAAUGUGUUAUAAUCGUGAUGACAUAAAAUCAAAUUACCGUUAUUAAAUAGUUUUAAGGAAAUUCUUGCACAAAAGAGAAGGAUUUUUCUAUCCGAACGCUCGUAUCUACUGUUACUAUUAAAUUAAAAAAAACGAGUGAUAACAACACUUUUUAUUGUGUACAUAUUUUUUUUUGUUUCAAUUUGGAAGAAAACAUUUGUUUAACGGUUUAUUUUGUUUUGCAUUAUUUUUGGAACAAACAGUGUUGUUGUGAGAAAGGAAUGACAGCCAGCCUGUUUGUACGAGUGUGUGUUUUUAGUGAAAAUUUAUAUUUGAAGAGAGAAACCGUAGAACGAAUUUUGGAAUUGAUUAACAAAAUACGGACAAAAAAAUAAAACGAAAAUGAACAGAACAAUGAAAACAGUGAAAGUAAAGAACUUCUAAAGAAAACAAGUCCAUACAUUUACGAGGCAACAUAAAAACACCAGCAAAGGCACCAACAACAAUAGCUCAAAAAAUAAAAUACAGUAGAGUGUAGUUAUUUUUGUACUAAAUCAGAAAGAAAUCAUUCUUUUGGAAAUGAAAUUAGUAAAUAAAAACUUUACAAAUAGUUUAAUAUCAUUAAAAAAGUGAAAGCAAACACAAAUUUUGUAAAUAAAAACAACUAAAACAAUUAAAAAAAAGUCAAAAAAAAAGCCUCUUAACCAAUCGUAAUUUCCAACCAACAAUCAUUGAAAAUUUUCUAUAGUGUCUGAAAAAGAAAAAUGUAAUCUUCAUGAAUUGACAUGGAAAAAUUAAUACAUCACACGUCCAAAUAUAAAUUUUUUGGGAUUUUUUCCUAAAAAAUUUCAUAGUUACUUUAUAUUAACAAAAAACCCAAAAUUAAAAAAAUUUAAUGAAACAAAAUACAAAACAUAAACGAAAAUUAUGAAAUAAAGAAAAAAAUAUGAAUGAAUAAAAAAUAAAUAUAUAUAAAAACGAAAAGAAAACACACCGCACACACUGUGAGUGGUGCGUAUCAAUCAAGUGAAAUAAUGGAAAAAAUAUUUUGAGUGAAAAGUGAUUAAUUUAAAUUUUAUAAAAAAUACUUACCUAUUUAAUGUACUAAAGAAAUUAAUUAAAAAUGUUGAAUAACAAACAACAAGUAAAAGGACAGUAAUAACAAAAAAAAGAGCAAAAAUAAAUAAAAUAUACUAAAUUUUUUAAGCGCCAUUUCUUGUAUUGCCACCCAUUGUUGCUUAAAUGCAGAACCAAACUACACUUCACACCUAAACUUUAAUAGCCUUGUAUGGGCGCCAAAACUCCCUAAGGAUAUUUUAACAACGUAUUUUUAUUUUUUUUUUGUUUAUAACAAUAUCAAGCAGGCACACUUAUCCAUACACAUGUAUAAUAAAGGCAAUAAUCGAGGAGGCCAAAAAGAACAGCAAUAACAACAAUAGAAGCAGCCGUCGUCGCUCUAUUAAGUAUUGUCUAUGGACCUUUUAACUGCUCGUACAGUGUGUUCAACCUAAAUUCUUUAAACACUCCUUUUAUAAAAUUAAAUUGCAUUAAAUAGCAAAACCGAAUAAGCCACAUAAACAACAAAGGUUAAUAAUAAACAAAAGUAAUACAACAACUACAAGUAAAAAAUCCUUUUUAAAAGUUUACCUCUACAUCAUAGAAGACAAAGAAAAAAACAGCAAAAAUAAAGCCUUCAAAACGGUGACAAUACUCGAUUCUUUUAGUUGCUCUUGCUCCCUGCAUCCUCCGGUGGACGAGUGAAAACGAAAAUCAUGAAUGCCAGUCUUAUGUAUGAGAUUCUCAUGUAUUUAAAUUCAUUUUAUUUCGGACUGUAUGCCGCAUUCAAAGUAUGUAUCAGUGUGUUGAAGCCCAUCUACUUGCAAUAUGCAGAGAAUGUUUUGACACGUGAGGCGAGUAUUUUAUUGGCCAUGUGUAUUUUGGAAACCAUACGCAUCAUAUUGGGUCGACGGAGUAGUUUAAGUGAUCGUGCUUGGCAAGCGAUAGCAUCUGUAAUAUUAACACUGCCCAGUCUUGCUAUUGUUAUUUAUUUAUGUUGUUUUCAAACCUAUGUUCUCAAACUUGAAAUUAUUAUGAGUGCCUUAAUGAUAGCCCUACAAGGUGCUGAACUAGUGUUUGCCUGUAUAUUUAUUUGUACCAUGUGUCGUCCGGUCACAUAUACCUAGCAGUUGAUUAUGUCAACGUCACCAACAACAUUAUCGUCGUCAACGUCUUCAUUAUCAUCAGCAGCAUCUGAAAUUUUAUCAUCAACAUCAUCGUCAUUAUCAAUUACGGAGGACUAUUUCUACUAUGUUUUCUUCUUCAUUAUCCUGGAACAACAAUCGAAACUGCUACGUAAAUAUUGUCACAACAAUAAAAACAACAACUAUUACUACUAUUGCAUCGUUAACAUUUGUAAUAUAACCGUUAAAAAUAAUUGCAACAACAACAACAACUACAAUAAUAAUAACUACAACAAUCCAUAUAUAAAUUAUGAAAAUUUUAAAAUCAACAACAACUACGACUAUAAUAAAACUUUAAACACUUUCGAUAAACGCGAUAAACCAAGAAGUUGAAGUUAAAAAACUGUGUAAAAAGUGAUUUUUCGGCAUAAAAAAACUCCUUCCUUUAAACAAUUUCUUAUUGAAAGAAAAGCCAAAGUAUGUGUUAAUGUAAAAAAUCAAAAAAAGAAAAAAACCGUUAAAUUUCACUAUAAGAUGAAAAAUAUACUAAAACGAAUUCUUCCUCACACCUGCACACACUUAAUUAAAUUUGUCAAUAGAUUUUAUACUUGUGUGUAUGUGAGUGAUGUAAUAAUUAAUUAAAACAACAAUAAUAUGUACAUUUUUCUCUCGCAAAUAUUGAAUUAAUAUGGAUAAGUCAAGUUCUUUUUUAAAUGUAAG